UUGGGGUUGACGUGUGUUUUACUUGUUUCGGCAGUCAACACACCUGGUGUUUGUGUAAAAGAGUUUUCAGAUUAAUAAAUAAACAUAAUAAUAUAAAUUAAAAAGAAUAUCCUGCAGCCAUGGAUGCGGACUGGGAAGAAAUCAGGCGUCUGGCCGCAGAUUUUCAAAGAGCACAGUUUGCAGACACUGUGCAGCGGUUAUCAGAACGAAACUGCAUAGAAAUAGUUGCAAAGCUUAUUGCGGAAAAGCAGAUAGACGUGGUACACACUCUGGAUGGUAAAGAGUACGUCACUCCAUCACAGAUCAGCAGGGAGAUCCGUGAUGAGCUUUAUGUACAUGGAGGUCGGGUAAAUAUUGUGGAUCUACAGCAGAUUACAAAUGUGGAUCUAGUUCAUGUUGAAAGCAGAGCCAGUGACAUAGCCAAGUCGGACAAAAGUAUCCAGCUGGUCCUUGGGCAAUUAAUAGACGAAAACUACCUGGACAAGCUAGCGGAAGAGGUGAAUGACAGACUGCAGGAAGCAGGCCAGGUGACUAUUGCAGAGCUCUGCAAGUCUUACGACCUCCCUGGAGAUUUCUUGACAGAGGCACUGUCUGAGCGUCUUGGCAGAAUCAUCCAUGGCCAGAUGGAUCAGUAUAAUAGAGGAGUUAUCUUCACUCAGGCAUUUGUCUCUCGUCACAGAGCUCGGAUACGUGGGCUUUUCAGUGCAAUUACAAGACCAACCCCAGUGAGUAACCUCAUUACACAGUAUGGAUUUCAGGAACACCUAUUAUACUCGGUUCUGGAAGAUUUUGUUAACAGUGGACGUCUUAAGGGAUCUGUGGUUGGGGGCAGACAGGACAAGGCUGUCUACAUCCCUGACAUCUAUUCAAAGACACAAAACAACUGGAUUGAUGCUUUCUUAAAGCAGAACGGUUAUUUAGAAUUUGAUGCACUAACUAGGUUAGGAAUUCCUGACCCCACAAGUUACAUAAAGAAAAGGUACAAAUCAAGCAAACUAUUAUUUCUGAGGGCUGCUUGUGUUGGCCAGAGCAUUGUGGAUCAGGUGGAGGCUUCUGUGGAGGAAGCAGUGAAUUCAGGAACAUGGACAGAUGUGCAGUCUAUGUUGCCCAGCUGUCUUUCUUUGGAGGAUACAGGAAUUUUGCUCAAUCAAGUUAUGAGAACAUCAAACAUACAGUGCUCUGCCCGGAUUUUCAGUGACACCAUUGUCGUCAGCGAGAAGUUCAUUAGCGGCUGUACUUCCCUUUUUGACCCAUUAAUGCAUGAAAAGGCUGAAAAGGAAAUAAAGAACAAUCCAGUGUUUUUGAUCUCUGAAGAUGACCUUAAGCAGGCCUCUGUUGUAGUAGAAAAUACUGCAUUUUCUAAAAAGGAUAAGAGGGACGAAAGAAAGAAGAAGGCAUCAGUAAAUUUUUUGACAGAGGGUAGUGGAAGUGUAAAAGGCGGUGGUGGGGGUAAUGCCAGAGAGAUCCGAAUCAGGAAAACCAAAAAGAAGGGGAGAAAAGAUGACGACAGCGAUGAAGAGACAACUACCACCACUCAAAGUCGCAGUAAACAACAGGAAGUACCAUUUAUGACUCAGGGAAACAUUGAAGAAGUGCUACAGAAGCAUGUCCAAGACUGCCCUGAGGAGAUGCUAUCUGAACUCGCAGAGCACUUGAUUAGGCCGCUGACUAAAAUGUACCAGGAGGUGGUUCGGUCGGUCUUCAUGUCCUCCACCAGCUCCAGUACUGGGGCUAGCAGGAAACAGACUGUGAAAGACCUACAGGAGGAGAUCACUAACCUCUUCAACAACAUCAGGCUUUUCGAGAAAGGAACAAAACUUUUCUCAGAUGAAACACAAGCUAACAUUGCAAAGCAUGUGCUGAAGACAGUGUGCACAGAUAUAACCAACCUGCUCUUCAAUUUCCUGGCUGCAGAGUUAAUGAUGGCUGUAGAAAACUACAGUUCCAUAACAAAUGAGGUCAGACUAAAAAUUUUAGGAAAGUUGCCGGAGGAAACUAAAGGUCCUCUAACAAAGCUUCAUAAUUCUCUCAAUGCAAAAAGUAUAGAAGAUUUUUUAACCAAUUUGGAUUCUGUGGCAGAGGUUUGCGGAAUUUUGCUGAAGAAAGGAGACAAAAAGAGAGAGAGACAAGCUCUCUUUCAGCAUCGACAGGCUUUAGUCGAGCAGUUAAAGGUGACUGAGGAUCCUGCCCUAGUUCUGCACCUGACCAGCGUUCUCUUGUUCCAGUUCUCUACAAAUUGCAUGCUUCAUGCACCAGGGCGGUGUGUGCCUCAAAUCAUUGCAACCCUGAGUACCAGGAUCCCAGAGGAUCAGCACAAGCUUCUAUCAAAGUAUCAAGGUCUUGUUGUGAAGCAACUCAUGGGCCAGAACCAGAAGGCCAGCCAGGUGGGGGCGGACUCUGAGGAGAAGCAGGCUGAGGAAGAUGCAUCAGAUGCAGUUCGGAAAGAGCUGCUCUCACUGACCUCAGAAGUGAAGGACCUUGUCCUGAGACCAAGGAAAACAUCGUUAACUGAGGAGUGAACUGGUUCCAUAUUUAAAAUAUAAAUUAAUAAAUCUGUACAUUUCAUUUAAAAGAUUAUGCUGUGGCUUGGUUAACAUUCUCUGUGCAGUUUGGGGAACUAAUAACAUGAUUACCAACAAAUUGCAUAAAAAAAACGUGAUUAUCUUCUGCCACAUUGAUUAAUGCCCUCUCUGGUAUCUACUGUACUGUACGUUACAUAUUUAAAAGUUUCAUAUUGUUUUACAAUUUUACAGUAAACACCCCCAGGUCAGUUGGUUAUAAUAGUGGUAGUAUCACUUUUGUGUUUCUGGUAUAUACCAGUGGCAUACAUUGUAAAACAUUAUAAAGCUUUACUUAAGAUGGUAUUCUAUUUAAAUUCAUUUAAAAAAAAUUGACCAUCCAGACUUUAGCGUUGUUUUUCUUAACCCAUAUUGCAACUAACAUUGUUUUUGGAACUUUUCCGUAACCUAGUAAACAUAUUUGAGCUUCA
Molecule: messenger RNA, 2989 nt
Organism: Polyodon spathula (Mississippi paddlefish)
Lineage: Eukaryota; Metazoa; Chordata; Actinopteri; Acipenseriformes; Polyodontidae
Product: E3 UFM1-protein ligase 1-like
Exons: 19
Coding region: 120-2519 (799 amino acids)
Biological process (GO): protein K69-linked ufmylation; response to endoplasmic reticulum stress; regulation of proteasomal ubiquitin-dependent protein catabolic process
Cellular component (GO): endoplasmic reticulum membrane
Molecular function (GO): UFM1 ligase activity
Source: RefSeq, a predicted model, not a curated record